AAGCUGCAUUUGAAUAUCUACGCCGGCGAGACAAAGCCCCCAUAUCAACAGUUAACAACCCCUCACCAAGGCCAACCGAAGAUGUUCAAGUUCCCACUCGAUGCCUAUGUUCUGGCGAUUCCCAUGGCUUAUGCGAGCUGUGCAUUCCUCACCAUGUGCGCUCGAAUCCCCGCGGUUGACCCCGAGACAAGCAAUGUGAGCUACUAUGAUGAUGAGCAAGUCAGUGGCAAGGUUGCACAGAAGUAUGACAACCAAUUUAAGCAAUACUUCACCUCGCUAGGUUGUACGGCGUCCGUUAAAGUGACGCAACAGCUGCAAAUCCAGGUGUUGUUGGUAAGGACGCGGUCGCCACAAGCAGUAUUGGCGCCACCGACAGCCCCUUCGCCGCCACCGCCUGGCGUGGAGCCCAGUUGCACACCGGAUUCGUCCACGCCAAAAUCCGGUUCCGUCGGCAAUGCACAGGCCAGCUACAGCUCCGCCGGUGGCGACGCUACUGGCGGCACCGCCGCCGUCGCCGCCGCUGCCGGCGGUGGUGGCGAUGACUUGUACUCCUUUGAAGCCACAGUGCCCGCGGGCUCAGAGGGCAUCGCGGGGUUUACAGCACACGCGGACGAUAACACGAUACGGCAGCCACGGCGGCGGCGCCUUCCGCCGCUGAUCGCGCUACUUGGGCGCUACAGGGUGGUGGCGACAGCCGCCUCAAUGACCCGCCGCCACGGCUCCCACAACACCCGCCAAGGGGAUUUCGGUUGUUACGGCAGCGGCAGCGGCGGCGGCGGCUUGGCCAGCGGCGGCAGCUUGAGUGAGGGGGCUUUCGCCAGCGGCAUGAUCGUCCUUGGCGGCAGUGGCGACUCGGCGGAGAUGUCCAAGCUGCCGCCAGUGUCGGAAAUCCCUAUGCCGUACUCGAUGUUGGGAACGUACGGCUCCGGCGUUAGCAGUAUGCGAGGCCGGCUGGUAUGCCCUGUCGUGGAGGAAGAUGGAGAGGGAGAGGGAGAGGAGGCAGGCGACGCGCCGCCACCACCGCCGCCGCCGCUGGCGUCUCAGCAGCAGCGGCAUAAGACGACGCCGCAACAGACGCGAUCCGGCAGCAGCGGCGGUGGCGGCAGCGGCGGCAGCGGUGGCAGCGGAGCCGCCGCCAAUGUCACGGUUCCCCAAUUUGGGUCGUCUCUCUCCUGGAGUUCCACGCCAGGUGACCCAGGGGUCAGUGAGCCAGGAAAUGCCGAAGCGGCUGUGGCGGCGGAAGCGUCGGCGGCAGUAGCGCACAUGGCCGUUGAGCUCCGAUCGGGUAUGAAAGGGCUGCGGGGCUCACCAAGCCAUACGGCUUCUACCGCCGCUGCCUAUGAGCCAAGGAUGCCGGCGGCGGAGCAGCGGCAGCAGACGCCGCCGUCGCCGUCGCCGUCGCCGCCGCCGCCGCCGCCACGCUCUGCUUCUCCGUUCCGCGGGUCGCCGUCACGCGACGACUUCAGUCGUCGGGCCGCCGUCCGCACCGGCGCUCCCUUCAGCAUGUGGUCGGGUGCGGCCGUCUCCACCCUCUCCGCCUUCUCACAAACCGGCCCAACACCCGCCCGCCUUGUCGGGCGGCGGCGGCGGCGGGGGGAGCUAUCACCGCCGACAGACGCUGCGGCGGAAGGCGUUACAGCGAGCGGCGAUGUACGGGACGGAUGCGGCGGCAAUCGGGUGCCGCCGCCGCCGCCGCAGCCAUCAGGCCUGGCGCCGGUUGAAGCUCCACCCCGUGGGCUUGUCGAAGGCCUUGCGCACCCAGCAAACGUAAGCGGCGUUGGUGGUGACAGUAUCACAUCGCGACGAACCACAGUCGGUGUCACAGCCCUGGAUGCUGAUGCCGUACCGCAGAUUCCCAGCACAGGCAGCGGGGUCGCCGCCGGCACCGGCAUCGAGGGUGGCGCCGAAACCUUGGAAGUAAACAGCGGCGCUCCCGUCGGCCGUACGGCAGAUAGGCGCAUGGGACGAGCUGCUGCUGCUGCGGCUGCUGGCGCGGAGGCUGCGUUACCCAGACCCGAGUUCACGUUCGGCGAACCUAGGUCCUUGUGUUCCCGGAGGCGCUCGUCCAUGGCCGUUGUGGUUGCUGCCGGGGCUGGGUCAGACACCAGCAACGCAACAGCAACGGCGCCACCAGCCGUACAUUUGCAGUACGAUAACUUCCCCGGCUUUGUGACGGCGGGGCGGUUGAAGACGAGAUGCAUGUUUUUGCGGAAUGCCCGGUGUACAAUAGCACACGGGCAAAGUACGAUCGUGACCUCGCGUUUCAAGCGCAUGAUUAUGACCGAGGCCCCACCCCUGGUGCACUAG
This is a messenger RNA of Volvox carteri f. nagariensis, 2307 nucleotides long. RefSeq lists its product as uncharacterized. The transcript has 15 exons. NCBI's taxonomy places the organism in Eukaryota, Viridiplantae, Chlorophyta, Chlorophyceae, Chlamydomonadales, Volvocaceae. Bases 82 to 2307 code for a protein of 741 amino acids. The record is from RefSeq and is a predicted model, not a curated record.